AUGUCGCGUCCCUCUCUGCCCCUCCUUCGGGGUACCACGACUUUAGAGUCAGCCCUGGAAGAAGAAGAAGACAUGCUCCUGGAUCUCGACUACCCCGAGCAACGGAUCGACUUUUUCGUCUCCCUUUACAGUCGCCGCACCGAUAUUGAAAAGAUUGCAGCUGGGCAUCUCGGGCUGCGUUCCUGCCGGCUUGGAGCCGUCAAUGAAUGGAUACAUGGCAGCUUCAACGUCUGCAUUCCAAUCUAUGUCAGCGACGAAACUCGGCCCCGGGCCGUCGUUCGAUUUCCCCUGCCGUACAAAGUAGGCGAGAUCAAGAAUCCAGGCAACGUGGAUGAAAAACUUCGUUGCGAAGCGGCAACUUUCAUUUGGAUGCGGGAGCAUUGCCCGGAGAUUCCGAUUCCUCGAUUAUGGGGGUUUGGACUGGUACGGGGUCAGAGUUUUUCAGUACCGGAGAAUGUCCCUCUGGGAAAGAGGUUCCUCUGGUCGCUCAAGCGGUGUAUAUCAUGGCUUCUGGGUCGCCCGCUGUCCUGUCGCUAUGUUGAUCAUCGCCGUUCGACCAUGCUGGAGAAUGGUUACUUGGUCAUGGACUAUGUUGGUGGGCCUGAUCUUCAAAUGCUGUCCGAGACAUGGGAUCGAGAUCGCCAUCAUCAAGAGAAAAGAAAGAAUCUCUUCCGGGGUCUCUCUCGGAUCAUGCUUUCAAUGAGUCAGACACCUCUGCCCCGGAUCGGAUCCUGGACAAUGGAUUCGCACGGGGUUUUGCAGCUGUCCAACCGACCUUUAGGUCUUCGACUGCAUCAGCUGGAAAAUGGCGGGAUCCCUACGAAUAUCAAUCGAAGGUUGACUUAUGCGACCGCCGAUGCAUACUAUCUGGAUAGCUUGCUGACCAUCAUGCGGGCGCUUUUACCGCACUUCAGUAACCGAGAGUUUCGGGAAGGCCCAUUCUUCUACAGACUGACGGAUCUUCAUCCCAGUAAUAUCUUCGUGGACACCGACUGGAAUAUCAAAUGUGUGAUUGACCUGGAAUGGGCAUGUUCCCUCCCGGCGGAAACCCUACGACCUCCGUAUUGGUUGACCGGUCGUUCUGUGGACGAUCUAACAGACGAACAUCUGGAAGAAUUUGCCCGGGCACAUGAGUUUGUGGAGGUUUUCGAGGAAGAAGAGAAAUUAGUCCCCCCAAUCAACGACGACCAUUCGUACCGGACCAAUCUCAUGAGAAGGGGUUGGCAGAUUGGAAACUUCUGGUACUUUCAGGCCUUGGACAGCCCAAAGGGGUUAUAUAACCUCUUUGAACAGCACAUUCAUCCCAUAUUCGCAUCUAAUACCAGUGUUGGUUCGCACUUUUCACGGAUUGUAUCGGACUAUUGGGCUGCCGAUGUGGAGGCAGUCAUUGCGAGAAGCUCAGAGACAAGGAGGAUGGUUGACAGAGACACGGAUCAAACCAUGCCUCGAGAAGACGACACGCAAAAGAAGGCGGCCGCGGGGAUCGCAGCAGCCAAGCUGGCCGAGGAGCAGCGCAAGCGCGAGGACCGGGCUGCUGUCACACAAGGCCUGACGGAUGCCGCGACGAUGAAGCAGCUGUCAUCUUCGGGAUAUGAGGCCAAGGCUUGA
Molecule: messenger RNA, 1608 nt
Organism: Aspergillus sclerotioniger CBS 115572
Lineage: Eukaryota; Fungi; Ascomycota; Eurotiomycetes; Eurotiales; Aspergillaceae
Exons: 4
Coding region: 1-1608 (535 amino acids)
Source: RefSeq, a predicted model, not a curated record